This is a messenger RNA of Vanessa atalanta (red admiral), 3032 nucleotides long. RefSeq names its product protein yippee-like (gene Ypel). The transcript is spliced from 7 exons. Bases 314 to 835 code for a protein of 173 amino acids. The record is from RefSeq and is a predicted model, not a curated record. Lineage: Eukaryota; Metazoa; Arthropoda; Insecta; Lepidoptera; Nymphalidae.
UGCGCCUGCGCAGACGGCUCCACGAUCGAGCCCUCUUUGUUUGUUGACAAGCCGAGCGCGCCGUGUUGUUUUCUGUUUCUGUUUUGUUCGCGUAUGCACUUCGUACGUGCCGGUCGUGCGUUGCUUCAUUUAAAAGAAUCGUAUAUCGUUAGUUAGCUAAUUUUAGUGUAGUUAAUUUAGACUUUUCUCCUUUCUGCGCAGAAUAUAUGUGUGAAGUGUUCUUUGUGGCUAGUACUGUUGUUGUUUGUGAAUAUUAUUUCAACAAUUGAGACCACGCUCUGUCUGGUGAGCACAAAGGUAAAUAUCUUCAAAGAUGACCACGUCUUUGCUGGAUUGGAUUCGUUUACUCAGAGGGUGGCGGGUGGUAGGAAGGAGCGCGCGGCGCGGUGCGAGAGCGCGCGCGGCAGGUGACCGACGGUCAGCGCGGCUCAUGUGGGCGGCGGGUGCGUGCUGCUCGCGCCAGGCAGGCGAGGGCAGCGCGACGCGUACCCCCGUCAAGACGUUCCAGGCGUACCUGCCGCCGGCGCACCGCACCUACAGCUGCAUACACUGUCGCGCGCACCUAGCGAGCCAUGACGAACUUAUAUCCAAGUCGUUCCAAGGCAGCCAGGGGCGCGCGUAUCUUUUCAAUUCAGUUGUGAACGUGGGUUGCGGUCCGGCAGAAGAGCGCGUGCUGCUGACAGGGUUGCACGCCGUUGCCGACAUAUAUUGUGAAUGCUGCAAGACAAUGCUUGGUUGGAAAUAUGAGUACGCGUUCGAGUCGAGUCAAAAAUACAAAGAAGGCAAGUUCAUAAUCGAACUCGCUCACAUGGUGAAAGAGAACGGGUGGGACUGAGCGCUCGGCGCGGGCGUGCUCGGACUAUAGUGCUGUGACACGAACUCGUCAAUUACUGGUCAAUGUCGAUGUCGAUACUCGGUGUCGCGAUGUGAACCGACAUGAGCUCGCCACGCCGGCGCGAACCCUCGUGAUGACACCACAGGCGAGAAUGCUCGCCUACCGACUAUCGAUGCUUGAAUCGGAUUGAGCCACACGAAUCGGCCACCUACUAGAGAAGUUAUUUUUGUCAAACAUAAGAAUUAUUAUUGAAAUAUCGGUGACCGAUUCGUGAGGUUUUUCUGUGUGUAUUGAAUUAUCGUUAGAUUCGCGGGAUAGACUGUUAGUUCGCGCGAUGGACCGCGGGAUUGUCUUCGGCUUCAGCGCUUGAGCAUCGCCAGUGGUUACAUAUACAUAAGUAAUCGAUCUCAGCCGCCCCAGCGUUGGGAAGUGGGCUUUCAAUUUAUACUAAUUUAGUUUGUAUUCAAACGAUUUGAGUUUCGCCUCACGGGCGGAUAUCUUAAGUUGUAUUAGUUUAAUAUUUACACAUAAUUGCUGUAUUGAGAGAACACUAAUACUUUCUCUUGUCCCCUUAACCUGUGAUAAGUAUGUUAGUGUAGAAUUUUGAAUUUCUUGAAGGAUUUUCUCAAGAGUUGCUCAGAGAUAUCAGAUGUACGUUCCUAAUUAUUUCAGCUGUACAAGAUUGCUUUAUUUUAUUUUAUUUUUCGUUUUUCGAGAAAACUAGUCGAAACUGUAGAUAAAUACGGAGAUGUAUUCCGUUCUAUUUUGAUUUGCGAUGAUUUUAUGACUUAUAAUUUUUAGUUAAGAUACUUUAAUUUGUUCCUUUGUUAUAUUUUCUUCGUUAACAUUUGAAAAUGAAGGAAUACAAAGGAGGUUUAAAUUUAGUUUGAUAUUUUCGUAAACGUGAUAGUAGCUGGAGAGAGGAAUCGAUGCAAUCGAGGACAUUUUUAUAUAGAAGAAAGGUUAGGAGCGAUGAGUUUUAUUAUUCAUUUAUUGUUUCCAUUAAAAUGUAAUAAUAAAUAUAUAGUAGAGACAUUUAACCCCGUAUAUUUUAUCUUAAUAUGCAUAUGUUACUUCAUUUAUAUAUAAUAAUGAUGUUAUCAAUGUAAAAAAUGCAUGAGCUUCGAUUUUCUAUCGAUAUCGAUAAAUCGAUUUUUUUACACAUCUCUAUUAUGUAUUUAGCAAGAGCAACGAAACAAUUUUUUUAAAUUGUUUGAUAGUAAUAACUUGGAUUGGAAGGCUUAGACUAAUUAUAGCAUGGUCUCCGAAAUAUGCAAAAAAAAAAAGACGAAAAGACAGAUUGUUUAUGUAUAAAGUACAAUGGAAAAAAUACACAACUUUUGUUUUCGUUCUUUUCAAUCAACGGAGCGUUCAUAAUAUAACAAGUCUUUGCUCGUCAGUGUUGUUGUUGCGAGGUACACGAAAAUCGAUUUAAAACGCUAACGCGUUUAUCUUUAAUGACAUUGACGUCCGACUGAAAUAGAAAUAAUGGACACAUCAAUCCGUCAACGCUUAAUAACAACGGAAAGUAAUAAUAGCAAAAAUAUUAAUUAAUUUUAUUUUAUCAACUCGUCGAUCACGAUCACAUCGUCACUUUAAUUAAUUUGAUGUAGUUGUCAGACUCAGUAGUUUCUUUAUUUAAAUUAAAUUUAAUUGCGUCACUUUAAUUUAGUGGGUUUGAUUGUCUAGUGUUGUGUGGCAACUGCCUUAUAUAUAGAUAUUGGAAUUAUGACAGUGACAUUAUUUUUUUUUUUUAAUUUUUAGUAAUUAUUAACACAACGCUGCAAAUAUCCUUUUAUAAUAAUACAAUAUUGUUUUAAAAUAACUUAAAUUGUAACAGCGUAGUCGGAAAAUGUGAUUAAAAAAAAAUAAGUUUUCCACAGGAUUAUAUUGACGUUAACAGAAUUGUCCAGUGCAAAUAGGCUUUGAAAAGUUUUUAUCCGUUAUUUUACACAAUUAAAAUAACAAUUGUGAUGUAAAAUACGACUAAAAGGAAAUAUCAAAAGCAAUGAAUUUUUGCCAUCGCUAAUAUAUCAGAGCGUUGAAACUGCCACUAGAGUAUACAUUUGUAAUAUACAUAACUAAUAUAAUUGUAAAAUUCAAUGUAAGUAACGCUCGUUCGAUGAUAAUGUGUUUAUUUUAAAAAUAAUUAAACUAGAUGGCUAAAUAGUUUUUCCGAUUCUAUAGUGUGUGUCAG